AUGUGCAAAAAGGUAGCGGUCAAUUACACCUCUGCUCGUACUUUGAAUCUUCAAAGGACACAAAGAGCAGUAAGGGAUGCAGGACUAGGCGCCGAUGUAUCAAAUAAUGGUACUAGCACAAGAACAAGCAUCUUUGGUAGAUGUAUUGAGGGAGGGGAGCCCAUCAAUACAUCUGCAAGGAAGGGCAAAAAAGAAUUGAAAAGGAAGAAGAUAAUGAAGACUUGGGAAGCAUUUAAGAAUAAAAAUAAAAUAGAAGGCCAAGUAUUGGGGGAUGUCUUGUUACCUAAAAAUUUAAAUAAAGAUAAGGAGUUUGUGCUGGACAGUGAUAUAUAUGUUGGAAAGAAAGUUGUUGGAGAAGAAGUAGUAGAUGAGAUGGUAGUAGUAGAUUGUAAUUUAGAUGCAAAUAAAGAAUUGACUUGUAAUAUUAAGGAGGUUAAAAAAAGUGAAGUAUUAGAUACUACAGAUUUUAGGGCUCUAAUCAAAGAUACAAAUACUAAAAAGGUAACAUUCAUUAAUAAAGUAGAAGUUUAUUGUUAUGAACAGGAGAUAGUCAAAGAGAAAAAUGAUAAACAAUUAAAUGCAAAGAAUAAUAAAAGUUACUUAACCAACGGAAUUGUAGAAUCAUCCAAAAUUUUAGUAAGUUCAAUUGAUACUGUCAUUGGUAAUUCAAAUAAAAAUGUUGUAAAUGAUGAAUCUAA
Messenger RNA from Vairimorpha ceranae, 698 nucleotides. RefSeq lists its product as hypothetical. NCBI's taxonomy places the organism in Eukaryota, Fungi, Microsporidia, Nosematidae. The transcript has a single exon. The record is from RefSeq and is a predicted model, not a curated record. The annotation marks the transcript as partial.